Molecule: messenger RNA, 740 nt
Organism: Coffea eugenioides
Lineage: Eukaryota; Viridiplantae; Streptophyta; Magnoliopsida; Gentianales; Rubiaceae
Exons: 3
Coding region: 97-630 (177 amino acids)
Source: RefSeq, a predicted model, not a curated record
CAACAUAGAGUGAAGUCAUAUAAAUACACAAGGCUUCCCCAUCUUUGCCUUCCGCAGCCAUCUAUCUCUUUUAGUUUUUGGGAGUUGCUGAUUAAGAUGUCUAAAAAGGUGUAUUACCUAGUUGGCCUUUUGAUCAUGGCUAUGGACGUUGCAGCUGGUAUUCUAGGCAUCGAAGCUGAAGUUGCCCAAAACAAGGCCAAAAACCUUCGGGUGUGGAUAUUUGAAUGCAGAGACCCAAGCUAUGAAGCCUUCAAACUAGGCUUGGUUGCAACAGUACUAUUGACCUUGGCACAUGUCGCAGCUGUUAUGCUCAGCGGGUGCGUCUGCAUUUGGUCCAAGGAAGAGUUGGAUCAGUCAUCUAACAAUAAGCAGCUAGCAGCAGCUUCUCACGUUUUAGCAUGGGUCAUAAUGGUUAUAGCAUUCUCAUUGCUAAUCAGUGGGACAAUAUCGAACUCAAGGUCGAGGCAAAACUGCGGAAUUUCAAACCAUCAUCAAUUGUCCAUAGGAGGAAUUUUGUGUUUUGUCCAUGGACUUUUUGCCGUCUCUUAUUAUAUUUCUGCAACAGCGAUCAUUCAAGAAGAAAAGAAGUUGAAGCAUCCGGCAACUGCAGGUGCAGCUGCCAAUGCUUGAGAGGACCUAAAAACUAUUCAGUUCGUUCUUUGUUUACAAUUCAAAUACUAUUGAUUUGUAAUUAUUAUGCAAGAAGCUUGCUGCAAUGUGCUUUCAUCGUUCUUUCUUCU